CUUGCGAAGACAGAAAGGAAAAGCAGUGCAUUUUCUCUUGUUCUACUCUUGAAAAUUCACUUUGUUUGACUCUUCAAUUACUUAUCAAAACUGAACACUGAAUUUCAUGAAAAUCUCUUACUUCGUCAAAUUCUUUGAUCAAAUUCUGUUGUGAUAAUGGCAACAAAAUCUUCUCCGCGAAUUCCUCAAAAAACAUUAACCAUCGAAGAAGAACAAACAAGAAUACAAGAUACCUUAUCAUUUCCGAUUCUAUUAUCGGAACGAAUCCGACGAGCCGUCGAUGAAACUAGAUUGUUCAAGUCCGACUGUGCCGAGGUUGGCAAUAAAGUUGUUGUCAUAAGCCAGAUGCUCCGCUCUGCCGUCCGGUUAGCCACCUCCGGCGGUGGUGCCGCCGCCUUCUACGACCGCCCCUUCCACCACAUAGCUGCUGAUGUCACCAAGAAUAUGGAAAAGGCGCUGAUCCUUGUCAAGAAGUGCAGGCGGCGCAACUUCCUCUGCCGGGUUUUCACCAUUGUCUCCGCCGCGGAUUUUCGCAAGAUUUUCGCCCUUCUUGACUCCUCUGUCGCUGACAUGAAAUGGGUUCUUAGUAUCUGCGGUGGCGGUGUUGUUCUCACUUUACCUCCCAUUGCUAGUAAUGAUCCCAUGCUUUCUUGGGUUUGGUCUUUUAUUGCUUCAUUACACUUUGGUCAAUUACAAGAUAAAAUUGAUUGUGCUAAUGAAUUGGCUUCUUUAGCAAAAGAUAAUGAUAGAAACAAACAAAUUAUCGUCGAAGAAAGCGGGAUUUCACCAUUGUUGAAGCUUUUAAAGGAUAAUUCCUCGCCGGAAGCUCAAAUCGCGGCCGCCACUGCCCUUUACAAUUUAGCGAAUUCCGAGGAAAGGGUCGGACGAAUAAUCGAUGAUUUGGGGAUUCCAAUCAUUGUACAAGGUUUAGCGGAUUCUCCAAAGAGGGUUCAAAUAAAGGUAGCAAAUUUGGUGGCUACAAUGGCAAAGUAUUCUCCACUUGCUCAAGAUGAUUUUGCAAGGGAAAAUGUGAUUAGGCCACUUGUGACAUUGUUGUCGUUAGAUAUAUUCCCGGACGAUCCAAUGAUCAGAAUCGGAAAGCAGACUUUCCAUUCAAUCGUGCAAAUCAACAAGGAGAUGGAGAAAAAUACGAAUAGGGUGGGGUCCUCGGUGGUGAGUAGUAAGGUCUGGAAUAAUAGGAGGGAGAGGGAGAAUGAGAAGCCGGAAGUUAAGCUCGAGUUGAAAAUAAGUUGUGCUGAGGCAUUAUGGAUGCUUGCUCAAGGGAGUGUACCUAACAGUAGGAGAAUCUCGGAGACGAAAGGGUUGCUCUGUUUGGCUAAGCUUGUUGAAACCGAGCACGGGGAAUUGCAGCGUAAUUGUUUGAUGACAAUAAUGGAGAUAACGGCUGCAGCUGAAUCUAAUGUCGACCUCAGAAGGGUAGCUUUCAAGAUGAGUUCUGCUGCUGCUAAAGCAGUUGUCGAUCAGCUCCUAAGGUUGAUUCAAGAGUCUGAUAACUCGUGGUUGCGAAUUCCAGCUAUCAGGGCGAUAGGUUCAUUAGCUCGAACGUUUCCAGCACGAGAAUCAAGGGUCCUUAGGCCGUUAGUUGAGCAACUUAGUCACGGGAAUCAGGACGUGGCUGCAGAAGCUGCUUGUUCACUUGGGAAGUUUGCUUGUCCUGAUAAUUAUCUGUGCGUGGAGCACUGCAAGUCGAUUAUCGAGUUCAAAGGUGUUCCCCCUCUAUUAAGACUAUUAAAGGGCCACGAACGGGCACAGUUGCACGGAUUGAUUCUUCUCUGUUACCUUGGAUUGCACGUUGGAAAGAGCGAGGCUUUGGAACAAUCACGGGUUUUGAACGUUCUUGAGGGGGCGGAUCGUGCAUUAAUUGCUCAACAUCCUGAAUUGAAAGAGUUGAUUUCCAAGGCAAUGUACCAUCUAAAUGUGUUUCACUCAGGUGUGCUUACUCAGAGGCAGUCUUACACCCCUUAAAUACGGCUUGGACAUUGCUUUAACGGAUUUUAACGACGAUUCAAGCAUCGGGAUUUAUUAGAUACCAAUGAUGUAUCAGACAACAGCAGGUACUCGUUCUACAUCAACAGGUACUCGUUAAGAGGGGGGUACCGAUGAACAGAAUACCGAUUGAUUUUUGGUGGCAUCCUUACGAAUUUUCCAUUUCUCAGCACUUGGACAGUUUGAUCUAUUCUUGUGUAGGCAUUGUUCAACUGUGAUUGUGCACAUGUACAUCCAUUUGAGUGCAGAUUUGAUACUUCUUUUUGUUGUUUGGCUUGCUAUUUAUGCGGGUUUGCACUUUUAA
Olea europaea var. sylvestris is the source of this 2311-nucleotide messenger RNA. RefSeq lists its product as uncharacterized. Gene Ontology annotation, biological process: cell surface receptor signaling pathway. The record is from RefSeq and is a predicted model, not a curated record. The transcript has a single exon. Bases 157 to 1986 code for a protein of 609 amino acids. Gene Ontology annotation, molecular function: protein binding. Lineage: Eukaryota; Viridiplantae; Streptophyta; Magnoliopsida; Lamiales; Oleaceae.